GUGUUUCGACACUGCCCUCUAAAGGACGAUGGCGUCAUUACGCUUUAAAACUCCCCCAACUUCCCCUCAAGUGUUUUCACGCGAUAGAUGAUAAAGAUUUCGAAUUUGCCAUUUUAACAUGGGAUUAAUGUAUUAUUGAACCCAUUUCCCAGUGUUAAAUAUAAUAUAUAUAUGAAAAGUGAUUGGUAGCAUUCAAAUGCGCGCUUCGUCGUCGUUUUGUGGGCGUGCGCUUCAAAGGUUGAAGAAACCGAACAGGUUGGACGGAAAGACGCCUCAAGCCUCAAUGGCGAAACAGAUGAAGCCCUCAGUGAAAGUGAAUCCUUCCAAUGUCAUCUUUCCUUCGCUCGGUGCGAGACUUGAUUGAAAUAUCUUUCGUUCAAGCAGAGCGAGAGAAACUUGCGGGACGCGACAUGACGCUGACAUUCCUUCUGGGGUGAACCAAGAAUGGGUGACUAAAAGCGCCGAGAAUCUUCAUCAAGGCUCAGGAGUAUUGCAAUUCAUUUGGGCUGCUGGCCUGAGAGGCGAUGCGCGGGCCACUGUGGCGCAUUGGACUGCUGCUCGGCUUCAUCUUCACCUUCUGCGACACUUUGGACGAGAAGUGCGUGCUGGGCAUCGUGGGCCGGCCGCUGCGGCUUUCCUGCUUUUACCCGGGCGCCGUCGCCCUGACCGACGUCUCCGCGGAGUGGAGGAGGAACGAGGACGAGGUGGUGCGAGGCGACGGCGACGAGGACGACGUCGCUCUCGGCAUGGGCAACUUCACCCUGCGGCUGCCCGCCGUGGACGCCCGGGAGGACAACGCCACCUACAGCGUCAUCGUCACCUCUCGGGGAAACAACAGCGUGGAGGCCUGCACGGUGUGCCUCAGGGUCACUGCAACUUUAAUCGAAAUAGUGCAGUCUGUUCCGAGGUCAAACCGUGGCAAUCAACAAACCUUUAGCGACGUGUUGUUUCCUGCGUGCGCGUCAGCUCCGUUCAGCCCCCCCGAGUUGAAGUGGGAGGAGGCGGCAGCGGAGGAUGCCCCCAGCGUCUUCCAGUGCCACUCGGGCGGCGGCUUCCCCGAGCCGGCCGUCUCCUGGCUGAUUGACGAAGGGGUCCGGGAAAUCCCAGAGGGCUCGGUAGAGACCCUGGUGGAGCUGCGGCCGGACUCGCUCCUCUACUACGUCACCAGCUACCUGACCAUCAACGUGACGGGCGCCAACGUGUCCUGUGUCGUCCACAACACGGCCACCAACCAGACCCUCACCUCCACCACGUACGCGGUGUGGCACGGUCCCGUGGUGACCCGGGCGACCGACGCCUUGUGGGUGUUCAGCACGGCACUGUGCGCGGUGGUGGGUGCCUUGGUGGUCGUGGGCUUGGCCUACCAGAUCCACCUGGACCGCGUGAGCAAGAAGAAGAAGAAACAACACCUGAGGAACAGAAGGCACAGGAGACGUCACGACACGGAGGAAACGGAGGUGGUCACGUUGCGGUCGUGGGAGUCCAGCGUCUGAACCGGAUUCGUCUUCCCGCUCACGAUUAUUAUCUCAGCCAAGGAGACUACGCCAUGACCAAAAGUGAACAGGAAGUCGGCCAUUUCCCGUGAUGGUUAGAAAAAGAAUUGGCCCGACACCAGUUUCACAGGUCGAUACGAAAUUGCGUAUAUCAUGACAGGAUAUGCGAAGGACCUAUUUGGUGUGAACUUGUCCAAAUAGUCCUCAAUCGGUAGUGGCGGUAUGCUAAACUGAAAAUGAAAUUAUCAAGCUUUCUUCCUCCCCCUAAACCAUAAAAAUGGUAGAAGACUGUUUUUUUUGGAGGAUUCGCCAUAGAAAAGGGGACGCAAGGUUUUCCUUCAUCGCUGCUCGCAAAUUUAAUCUUUAACAUUUUUACUUCCUUUGUUGAAGAUGUUAUUUUUUUUUCAAUAAAUGCAUUUUUUUCCGCA
Messenger RNA from Phyllopteryx taeniolatus (common seadragon), 1921 nucleotides. Its product is annotated as T-lymphocyte activation antigen CD80-like. The record is from RefSeq and is a predicted model, not a curated record. Gene Ontology annotation, biological process: immune response; negative regulation of T cell proliferation; cell surface receptor signaling pathway. NCBI's taxonomy places the organism in Eukaryota, Metazoa, Chordata, Actinopteri, Syngnathiformes, Syngnathidae. Gene Ontology annotation, cellular component: external side of plasma membrane. The coding region runs from base 525 to 1493 and encodes 322 amino acids. The transcript is spliced from 5 exons.